AUGCCGACUCCUAGCGACAACUCUUCGAUCGCUGAGGCGAUCUCCACUCGCACAUGUCCGGAGCCGGACAGAAUCGCGGCCUGGCGAGACUCCUCAGUACCUAGCCAGCCUGUCGAUAUAAUUUCACCCGACAGUUCCAUCACACCCUCCAUUGAGCCCUCCAUCCUGAGUCGUUCCGGUGAUGGCACUGUCUUAGCGCCAACCAAGGCAGACAAGCUGACGCCCGUCGUUGACGAUGAAUCUGAUCCCAUCCGAGCUACUUCCCCUGCCGAGUCAACAUGCAUUCGUAGUCCGUCUCCGACAGUACCGCAAUCGAGUUCUUCACUUCUCAACUGGGAAUUCUCCAAUGUUCGGCUUUUGCCAAACCACACAUCCUCCUUUCUCCGCUCGGGAAGCAAAUUUGUCGGAACACAGCAAAGCGAUCGUCAAGUUUACAAUGUUGAUGUCGAGAUCAAGCAUGUGGACAUGACUGAAUCCUAUCUUUGCGGCUACCUGCGAAUUCAAGGCCUCACGGAAGAUCAUCCUACCCUGACUACCUUUUUUGAAGGAGAAAUUAUUGGCACCAAACACACUUUCCAAACUCGUAAUGAAGAAUGGGGCGCUUCGGAAAAGACCGACCUGCACCACUGGUCUCGAUUCCCGGCGUGGCGCCCCUUGGCCAAACAAGCUAAACGAGCGGAUUUCACAUACCGUAAUUUCGCCCAGCGUGAGCAUAUAUUUAUGAGAUGGAAAGAGUCUUUCCUUGUCCCCGACCACCGAGUGAGGACAAUCUCAGGAGCUAGCUUUGAAGGGUUCUAUUACAUUUGUUUCAACCAGAUUGAAGGAACUGUCAGUGGUGUUUACUUCCACGCGAAAAGCGAACGAUUCCAACAGCUUGAGCUCAAGCAUGUCGAGGAUCGUGGAUGCGCACCAGCAGUCGAGUUCCGCUGA
This is a messenger RNA of Penicillium soppii, 930 nucleotides long. RefSeq names its product GID4/VID24 family protein. The coding region runs from base 1 to 930 and encodes 309 amino acids. The record is from RefSeq and is a predicted model, not a curated record. Gene Ontology annotation, cellular component: extrinsic component of membrane; GID complex. Lineage: Eukaryota; Fungi; Ascomycota; Eurotiomycetes; Eurotiales; Aspergillaceae. The transcript has 4 exons. Gene Ontology annotation, biological process: proteasome-mediated ubiquitin-dependent protein catabolic process; negative regulation of gluconeogenesis; protein targeting to vacuole.